Molecule: messenger RNA, 510 nt
Organism: Pseudovirgaria hyperparasitica
Lineage: Eukaryota; Fungi; Ascomycota; Dothideomycetes; Acrospermales; Acrospermaceae
Exons: 1
Coding region: 1-510 (169 amino acids)
Source: RefSeq, a predicted model, not a curated record
AUGGACGCCGAAACACUGUUCUAUGGCAUCAUGAUCAUGGAAAACGGGCGGCUGAAGCGAAUCACCCAAACUUUGGGAGAAGAUACAGACCGCCACAUCUAUAAAUUGGUCUAUAGCCAUACCACUAUACCGAAAAAGAGAAGUCUUGGAUGGUUCGACUACAAGAGCAUGGUCGACGACAGCCUGAACAGGUAUAGGCAGACGCUGACAUACUGUACGGCUCGCUAUACCAUGUAUGAUGAGUCAACCUCAGGAUGCACUCUCAUUCUAAUCAACCCGACCAAGGCCCGCAGCAAGCUGCGCCUCGACUUCUCACGGCCCGGUACACGCUUCAAAGAUGAUCUUGCGACACGCGGUAACUGUGUGUUCGUCUCCGUGGGAGUAUGGGGCGACUUUGAGACGGGCUAUGAUUUCAAGGUCAUCGAUAUUACCUCAGAGGUGUGGCAUAUUAUUCUGUCAGACUUGGAACAGCCGCUUGGCAAGGUCAAUAUUCUAGCGCCUCAGGCGUAG